Gossypium raimondii (Peruvian cotton) is the source of this 1713-nucleotide messenger RNA. RefSeq names its product alpha-(1,4)-fucosyltransferase. Gene Ontology annotation, molecular function: alpha-(1->3)-fucosyltransferase activity. The transcript is spliced from 3 exons. The record is from RefSeq and is a predicted model, not a curated record. Bases 127 to 1347 code for a protein of 406 amino acids. NCBI's taxonomy places the organism in Eukaryota, Viridiplantae, Streptophyta, Magnoliopsida, Malvales, Malvaceae. Gene Ontology annotation, cellular component: membrane.
CAGAAAAAGUCUGGUAAACCCCCCAAAGCCAACUCUUCUUUUUCCUCUGCAUUUCUUUCCCUUUAUUUGAAGAAUGAAAUUUAGAGUAGCCAAAACUGACAAUUACAUUUCCACCCCACCGAUAACAUGCAAUUGAAACCUCUCAACACCUUCACCAUUACGCUCAUGUUGUUCUUCACUUUCUUGAUCCUCUUCUUUUCUGGUUUCCUUGAAUUCCCUUCUGUUUCCUCCUCUAUCCAACAACCCUUUACCCCUCCAUCCCUCACCCUUUCUUCCAACCCUAACCCUUUUACUGAUCUGCUCUCUGCUUUCAAGACAUGGGAUUCUCAAAUGGGUUGUUCCCAGUUCAAGCUAAAACACCACGAUUUGAUCCGUUUGCUUUCUAACAGCUCUGGGUCUUUGCAGGAACCUGUUUCUCAUUCUUCCUGCAAUCUGUUGAAAAUGGAGCAUGUUAGUGUUUUGGUAAAAGGAUGGACUUGGAUUCCUGAUAAUUUGGAUAAUCUGUAUUCUUGUCAAUGUGGGAUGAGUUGCUUGUGGACUAAAUCUCCCGUUCUUGCUGAUAAACCGGAUGCCCUUUUGUUUGAGACCGCUACCCCUCCACUUCAGAGGCACAGUGGAGAUCCACUUCGUGUGUACAUGGACCUUGAGGCUGGCAGAAGGCGUUCAGGUCGAGAGGAUCUAUUCAUCAGUUACCAUGCAAAAGAUGAUGUUCAGUCAACUUAUGCUGGUGCUCUCUUUCAUAAUGGUCGAAAUUAUCACAUAUCUUCAUAUAAGAACAAUGAGACACUUGUUUAUUGGUCUUCAUCACGCUGCCUCUCUCAAAGAAAUCAGCUUGCUAAGAGUUUCCUCAGGUUGCUGCCUCACCACUCCUUUGGCAAAUGUCUGAACAAUGUUGGUGGUUUAGACAUGGCCCUUUCCUUCUAUCCUGACUGUACCAAUGAUGCUAAUACCCCGAAGUGGUGGGACCAUUUACAUUGUGCCAUGUCUCAUUACAAAUUUGUCCUCGCAAUUGAAAAUACAGUUACAGAGAGCUACGUGACCGAGAAGCUAUUUUAUGCUUUGGACUCUGGUGCGGUUCCUAUUUAUUUUGGAGCUCCCAAUGUGCUGGACUUUGUCCCUCCACAUUCAAUUAUAGAUGGAACUAAGUUUAGGUCCAUGGAGGAAUUAGCUUCUUACGUGAAAGCCCUUGCUAAUGAUCCUGUAGCUUAUGCUGAGUACCAUGCCUGGAGAAGAUGUGGUGUAUUACGUAACUAUGCAAAGGCCCGUGCAACAAGCCUUGACACAUUACCAUGCCGAUUGUGUGAGGCAGUUAGUAAGAAAGGUGGGAGAAAUGCAAGAACAGAAUGAAUUGUUUAUUGUUUUAUGCUUCAGGUUGGUCUCCUGGUAUCUUGCAAACCAUAUAUAGUGAAUCAUCAAAUUUGUGUUUGAUCUAAUUGAAUUUUAUGCAAAAUGACCAAUGGGAUCUGUUGUAGGUGUGUACUUGGAUCUUUUGCAUUCAUGUUUACAAGAUGGAGAUAUGGUAAUUUAGAUCCAUGUUCUUUACUGAAAUUAUUUCUCUUUGAUUGCAAUAAAGAGAAAGAUACAUCUUGUGCUGUAAAUGAAAUUAAUGAUUGAACUAUAGUUAUUAAAUUACCCAGCAUUAUACAAAUAGACUAUAGGCCAUUUGGCUAUAAAUGAAAGAAGUUAAUCACCAGCUUGAUUUAUUGAGGCUCA